Parascedosporium putredinis is the source of this 1575-nucleotide messenger RNA. Lineage: Eukaryota; Fungi; Ascomycota; Sordariomycetes; Microascales; Microascaceae. The record is from the annotation of a GenBank genome assembly.
AUGUGGGCAUCGCCAGAACCCUACAACCCUAGCACCACACUCGCCAACAAGGCCAACCUCUGGCCUGUGGCCUGGCGGGUGGGUGGCGAAUGUUGCCGCGUAUCCGACAUGCGGAGCAAGCCAUUCACCGAUCGAUCGACCAUGAUGGCAGGCACUGGGACUGGCUCUGCGAGCGCCGCCCUCGUGGAAUGGGGACGGCCUGCCAACCUGUCCCUCUCUGUAUCUUUUAAUCUUCAGCUGAUUAUCCGUACUUCUGGCUCCAAUCCCGCCAUUGCCUACGGCUCGGGGCUUUACGGCUAUUGGGGGAUCAUGAACAGCCUCACUAUGUUGGUAUGGACUCGCCCCCAGUUCGAUGCUGCGCGCAUCGUCAAGGUCGAGUCCGAGGCCAUGAAGAAGAAGGGAGAAAAGGACGGCGGGGCUCAUGUGUCCGGCGUCAACGGGGCUCACUGUAAGCCAUUGGCCGAGCGCGGGGAGAAUGGUUCGGCUUACAGUUCUCGUCCAAACGUCAGUGUCGUGCAAGCGGAGAAGGGAUACACUUAUUACUGGGAGCCUUAUCCGAUAAACGCCCCGUUCCGGCGAAGGAUGGAGUUGGGCCAUCGCUACUGUUCCUCACCCCCACGGCCGAGGUUCCAGGAGCCCUACGAGAGAGUGAAGCUCGAGGAUAUCCCCAAGACGGCCCAGGCGGGCUAUACUCGCCAUGAUACGGCCAAGGAAUAUCUAUACGACAACCUCAAACUCUUUGCUACAUCGUACAUCCUGCUCGACGCUAUGAGCACAUACAUGCCCCUGGACCCCUUCUUCGUUGUUGGCCCGAACACCUUGCCCCUGCCUCACGUUCUUCAAGCUCUCCCGAACCUCCUCGUUGACUUUCUCCGAAACCUCUUGGUGCUAAUUUCAGUUUGGCGCGUUGUUCUUCUUGUAUUGAGCUAUCUCGACAUCCUUCAAUAUUUCAUCGGAGGCUACUUUUACCCCAUUCGAAGGGAGGCCUGGCAACAUCCAUCCGUCUUUGGUUCCUUCACCCCCGUCCUAGACCGGGGCCUUGCCGGUUUCUGGGGUGGAUGGUGGCAUCAGACAUUUCGCAUGCCUUUUACCGCCCCUGUCUCUUGGUUGGUGGCGGAAGGCCAUCUGCCGGCCCGAGCCGAGUUGACGAACAUACUCAAGGUCUUAUCAGCCUUUCUCAACUCUGGCUUGUUGCACGCCUGCGGCUCUUAUACCACCUUUGCGCCCACGAAACUGUACCAUGCUCCUCUCUUUUUUGCCUUUUCGGCUCUUGGCAUCUAUGUUCAGCAAGCCGCUUGCGUUCGGCUUGCUCCGGUGCUAACGCGGCUCCCCAAGGCCGUGCGGCAAUGCGGUAACCUCUUGUUCACGGUACUGUGGCUCUGGGCCACGUGCUGGCCCCUCGCCUACGAUUUUGGCACCGCAGGCCUUUGGCUCUUCGAACCUGUACCAAUUUCCCUGUUCAAGGGUCUCGGGCUCGGCGCCGACGGCGAGUCAUGGUGGAGGUGGCAUGACUACCUCCUCACAUGGCACUCGGGAAAGCACUGGUGGCAGACAGGUCUUGCCCUAGGCGCAUAA